Messenger RNA from Cylicostephanus goldi, 1096 nucleotides. Lineage: Eukaryota; Metazoa; Nematoda; Chromadorea; Rhabditida; Strongylidae. The record is from the annotation of a GenBank genome assembly.
GGUGUCAUCAAUCAAAGCAGACAUCGUUGCUGUGGUAAAAACGGCAGCUAAAUCUAUCGAAGUCGAGACGAUCUCAGGACAACUGGUAGUGACGCGAGUAAAUGCUUCCGCGAAUCAUGAUAUCCAUCCUGGUGAUACGAUAACCCACGUCAAUGGUAAAGCUGCUUUGCAUCAGUCGGCAAUUUCCGGGCUUAGCGGGCGCAUAACCCUCACACUCGUUCCGGCAGCCAUACAUGGAGCUCCAUCGGUGUUCUAUCGAGUCAAUAGUGAUUAUAAUUCGGACGCAGAUGAUACGAGGAUCUGUCGAUGGCUGUCUAUAGAUGUCAAAAAGGGAGAUGUAGUACAAAUUAUGAGCCAAGAUGACAACUGGCUGCAGGCCCGAAAAGUGAAUGAUCUAUCAAGAGUAGGUUACCUGCCAGCGUCUUUGUCCAAAGAAAAGGUAGCAAUGUUAUGUCCUUUCGGUCGAAGAGUGCUUGUCCUUCUUGGAGCCGUAGGUGUAGGACGACGAACAUUGAAGUCCAUGCUUCUUAGAGCAGCCCCACAGUAUUUCGCUACUGUUGUUCCUAUGACCUCUCGAGCGCCUCGUCCGGGCGAACAAGAAGGUCGCGAAUACCAUUUUGUGACCAAAGAAGAGAUGCUCAAGAAGAUACGCAAUGGCGGAAUGAUUGAAUGGGGAGAACUUGACAACCAGUUAUAUGGCACAGAUGCGGACGCCGUCCGUGAUGUAGUACGAAGUGGACGGAUGUGCGUGCUGGACUGUGCACCUCAGGCACUUUCGCAUCUUUACAAUGCAGAAUUUAUGCCGUUUGUCGUUCACAUCGUCCCACCACAACUAGAAGAAUUUUUACAAUUAGAAAAUUUGCGACAAAAUAAGCGGCCAGUCGAUCAACUGAGCAAGGUAUGUGCCGAAAGUGAUCAAAUCGCUAAUGGUCCCCAUGCGGAUCAGAUUCACCUCACCCUAAUGAAUCGGAAUAUGGAUGUUACCUUCAAAAGACUUCUUUCUACUGCAUUUUCCGUUUCCUCUUGCAGGUUGACCGAUGCUUUGGAGCUACUACGAAACGAUACCCAAUGGGUACCAGAAAGCUGGAUGUCAUAA